Molecule: messenger RNA, 1569 nt
Organism: Cajanus cajan (pigeon pea)
Lineage: Eukaryota; Viridiplantae; Streptophyta; Magnoliopsida; Fabales; Fabaceae
Product: CHUP1-like protein
Biological process (GO): protein localization to cortical microtubule cytoskeleton
Cellular component (GO): cortical microtubule
Source: RefSeq, a predicted model, not a curated record
UCAAAAAGCUAUAUCAUUGUGCUUCUUCCUCUCAACAAAGAAAAACCAAUUCCAAUGACACAAUGGCACACUAUGCAAACCAUCUUUCAAACCUUUGCUAGCAUAACAAAUAUCAAGAUUUUUUGUGUCUUCCAUUGGGUUUUGAUCGAAAUAAAAGUGUAACAAAAUUGCUGAAACUUGCCUUUGAUGUUCAAGAUGGAAAACACAACAUCAAAGCAUGAGGUCCUAAAGCCAGUGAUCCUCAAAGCUGGUGUUCCUUUGGCUGUGUCUUUCGCUGGUUGCAUUUAUGCUUGGUUCGUGGCAAAGAAAAGCCUCUCUAAAGCCUCUUCUAUAUCCAGUUCCCAACAUGAGUCUAAAUAUGAAGAGAGUUGUGAUAGUCAUAGUCAUAGCCUCUCUUCUUGUAUGGAAGAUGAAGGACAUAGUGUUGUUGCUGAAAGCUCUAUGAUCCAUGACACCCCUUGUUUAAAAGAGGAGAUUAAUGGCUUAAGAAGCAGGAUUGAAGGUAUGCAAAUGAAAGAGUUGGCCUUGAGAUUGCAGUUUGAUCGUUAUUGUGAUUUGAAAGAACAAGAAAGUGUGGUUGGGGAGAUCAAAAACAUGUUGUCACUAGAGACUGCUCGUGUUGACUUAUUGGAUAGGGAGAUUUCAUCGAUGGAGACACAGAAUAGGAGGUUGGAGAGUUUUGUUGUUCAAUAUCUCAGAGUUGUGGAACAGAUUGAGAUGUGCAAAUCUGAGAAUAGAAUGCUUCGGAGGAAGUUUGAGAAGUUAGUGAGGAAAUCAAAGGCUCAAACUCGCUUGGCACAGGAACAGGCUCUGAAGAUCAAAGUGGAAGAGGCAGAAAUCUUGAGAAGCCGUGAUGAUUUGGAAACAAAAAUUAAUGUGAUAGGUAAACUUGAGGAAAAAAUGGAAGAGCUGCAAAGGACUUUGGAUCAAUUGCAGGUUGAGAAGAAUGAACUUCUGAAGAAGCUUGACAUUGCAGAAAAAUCAUAUGCUUCUAAGAUUGAAGCUGGAGAUGUGAGUAGGGAAGAGUACAAACAGCUUCUGGAUGAAUUGGAGAAGGUCAAGAAGGAACGAGCAGAUGAAGCUAAAGAACUCAUUUACUUGAGGUGGACCAAUGCUUGUUUGAGGCAUGAUCUAAUGAGGCAUCAUGAACAGAAACAGAAUCAUGAUAUAACCCAUAUAGAAUUGGAAUUUGGAAGAAGUGAUGAAGUUAUCCAUUAUGACUCAGAACAUGAAUUGCACAAUUCCAUUUUGGAGGAACAUCAUAGUGAUCCUGCCUUUGAUGAGCAUCCUAGUGGCCAUGAUCAUAGUGACAGUGCUUGUUCAAAAAGGACAAAGUUGCUUGAAAGGCUAAAGAGGUGGGUGGAAGGCAGUGAAAAAGGGAGAGUUAGGCAUUCUGUUUCCAAAGGGUCAGCAGAGGAACAUCUAGUUCCUAGAAGGAGGUCUUGCUCUAGUGCUUGAGCCAAAUUACUAUUCUGUGUUAUUGCCACUUGUAAACAACAAACUUCUGAACUUGGCAUAGAAGCACAUUUGUUGCAAUGAAAUAUAGAUCCACCAAUAUUUGAUCUUCAA